AUCAUCAUCGUCUCUCCCGCCUUCCAAGGAGUCCUGUACUCACCUGCGUUCGUCGGGCUCUUUGUCACGGAGCUCACGCUCGUGCUCUCUCUGUGUUUUUUGGUACAUCGGAACAUAGGAGAGAAAAAAAAUUAAAACGGGACUACGUCCUCAUCCUAGCGCGCAGCACCGCCGACGACGAUUCGGGGCUCAAAAGCUUUAUGUAAGAUGCUUGCUGAAGGAAGCAACCGCACUCGAGUUUCAGCAGCGAUAGCCCCUCGCAAAAUCAAUGUGCAGAAAUAUGCAGAAUCCCGAGCUCUUGAGCUUAAAAGUCUUAACUCCAUUAUAGCCAAUCGAGUAAAUAGUGAUUUUAGGUCCCAAAGAAACAAGAGAAGAAGAACAACUGCAUAUGAUAACCAAAAUGCCAGAGAACGGUGUAGAAGGAAAAGAAGAAAGCGGGGAAUAUUUGAUGAAAGCAAUUCUUCUGUUUUGGAGAAGGACCAGAUAAAUAAGCUUCCAAGGCGUGUUCGACGGAGACUGGAACUUAAAAUGAACCCAGAGAAUGGCUUUUGCAGUUCAGGUGACGGAACUAGGAGGCUGAGAACUCAUGUUUGGCAUGCUAAGCGGUUCACCAUGACCAGGCUUUGGGGCUACCACCUUCCUCUAGGUCUGCAAGGCAGGGGAAGGGGUUCAAGGGCACUUUUGAAAAGGCUUAAACAAGGGGUGCUUGUACAUGAUGCAAGCUAUUGUACUGCCCUCCAGCUGGAGGGUCCAGAGGUUUGUAUUCUUUCCACUGAUUCCUUGAUUUCAGUAUUAAGAAUGGUACUAGUGCCUUCCCCAGAUACCGAUGAUGGAAAUAAUGAUGAUUCUGUUCUUUCUGGUCUCUCCUAUGGGACUGCUAUGCUCUGUGGAGUGGGAGAACCUUCUCAUGUGAUAGCUCCUGUGACUUAUAUGUGGCGACCAGUUUCCAAUCAAGAUGUGAGUUUAGAGCUUGAUGUAGAGCAUAGGACUUCCUUUAGACAGCAUGAUAUGAGUGAUCAAACAAGUAAACGUGAGAUUGAUGAAUGUGAAAAGUCUGACAGUAUGAGACCUAGUGCUUCCUUUAGACAGCUUUGGGUGUGGAUACAUGCUUCUGCCUUUGAAGAAGGAUAUGAUAUGCUAAAGCUGGCAUGCCAUAAAGAGAUGGAAAAAGAUGGCAUUGUGAUCAAGUAUGUUUCUCUUGAUGGCCAACUUGCCAAAUUAGAAUUAAUGGGAUCAAAGUCAUUUCAACUUCUUCAAAAGAUAUUGCAUCCUGUUACAGGAAUUUCAGAGAAACAUUGGCAGUUGAAAAAACAUUUGGCUACAGAGGAGGGUUCUAUUUCUCAGAAUAACAAAUCACCUAUAUUUGAAAGUGAGGAUAAUUUUUCUUAUCAUGCAAUGUUAUCUCUUAAUGUUAAGGAUCCUCGAUUAUUGCCCAAGAAAAGUACCACAGUCCCACUGGAGCCAACUUUGAUUGAGGCAUUGUGUGAUAAGCCACAAGGUAAAUGUGAGGAGCUUCCUGACUUGGGAGGGACAUUGGUGAAUAACGAAGACGUACCCUCAUUUUCAUCAACGAAACUUGAAGACAACCAGUACGGCAAUAGUGAUCUGUGGGGUGCUACCACUAGAGUACUAAGGCCUCCAUUUGAAGAGAGUGUCAUUUCUAAGGAGAAACAUCGCAAACGCAUUAUCAAUUUCUGCCUUGAUGAUGAAAAUUUCAGUGAGGCGAACUUCUUAUCCAAGGAGCAGUGCUCAACAUCUUGUCCUAUUCUGCUUUUGAAAAAUGACAAGAAGGAAUUGGUUAUAGGAUGGUCUAUAAUACUACCUUUGAGUUGGGUCAAAGCCUUCUGGAUUCCUCUCAUCUCUAAUGGGGCACAUGCAAUAGGUUUGAGAGAGAAGCACUGGAUUGCAUGUGAAAUGGGGCUACCAUUUUUUCCUUCAGAUUUCCCAGAUUGUAAGGCAUAUUGUUGCUUUAUGAAAGCUAAAGCCGCUUCGCUUGACCAUAAAGCAGAAAUUUGCCCCCUAUCCAUAAGGCCUUUGAGAGUUCCCAUGCCUCCUAGAUGGGCUAUUGUUCGCAUCAGUAUUAACAAAGAGACUGGUAAUGUGGAAUUUCCUAGAGUUUCAACUGGGGAAAAUGCGCCUAAUGCCAAUUCAUCUCCAAACUCCUGCCAUGAAAGCUUUAAAAUUUCGUCAUCUGAGUGUGAUGGUAAUCUGUUUGAUGGAAUUGUAGCAAGGACAGGUUCUAUGCUGAUUAGAUUCCUUGAUGAAAUCAAGGCUGGUCAAUUGCUUUUGUUUCCCCAUGCUGCACACGAAAAGUCUCGAGUCUAUAAGUUUGUCAAAGGUGAGGCAAAGCUUGAUUUAAGCACCAGAAACUUUGGUAGUCAUGACCGUAAGCUGGGCUUUGUUAGAGUUUAUCUCUGCCCAUAUAAGGAAGGCAUUUUUGAAGAGGGAGCCGUUGUUUGUGCACCUUUCCCUUCCGAUAUAUCUUUGAGGAUUUCAAGUUCUGAGAAAAGUGAGAUGUUUGAGGGUGAUAGGGGAUUGUACUCCCAACAUCCAUCUUCUGGUAAUUGUGGAUUGCAUAUUCCAGACGAGUCAAUAGCCAAAGAAUCUCAUCGGUGGCCUAUUGGCUUUGUCACAACUCCAAGUGUUCAAGGAAGCAAGAAGCUAGUUGCAGAGGGUCUUUGUGAAGCUAUCUUACUAGCUCGUUUAAGAGAGGAGCAGUGGAAGGAGAAACCUCCCAAGCGAAGGAAGAUGGAGAUAUACGUACUUGUGAGGAAUCCAAGAUCUUCGGUAUAUCGACUUGCCCUUGCCUCCAUAGUCCUAGAGCGUCAAGAAAAUGACGUUGACUUUUUGUAGGAUUAUUUGUUUGGUUGAUGAAUGCAACGCCCGACAUAGGGUUAAUUGUUUAUUUAUUUGUUUGUUAUUACCAUUGUUAUCUUUUUCUUUUGCUUAUGAUAAAUUACAUAGGGGAGCAACUUGAGAGAAAGUAACUUCAUAAUUUUGUUUUGUAUCCUUUUCAUUAAUACAAUAGAAUUAUGAUCUCCAUGCUUCCA
This is a messenger RNA of Neltuma alba, 3050 nucleotides long. RefSeq lists its product as uncharacterized. The transcript is spliced from 11 exons. Gene Ontology annotation, cellular component: ribonuclease MRP complex; nucleolar ribonuclease P complex. Gene Ontology annotation, biological process: tRNA 5'-leader removal. Lineage: Eukaryota; Viridiplantae; Streptophyta; Magnoliopsida; Fabales; Fabaceae. The coding region runs from base 208 to 2853 and encodes 881 amino acids. The record is from RefSeq and is a predicted model, not a curated record.